AUGUCUCAGCCUACAUCUUCCCCCGUCAAGAGAAUCAAAAGUUGGUUACGUAUUGGUAAAAAGACUCAGAGUGGACAGGGUGGACAGAGUGGACAGAGUGGACAGACUGGACAGACUGGACAGAGUGGACAGAGUGAACAGACUGGACAGAGUGAACAGACUGGACAGAGAGGACAGGGUGGAGAUGGCUCAGAUGAUUCCAAUGACCCUCGGUCUACUCCCGAGAGCUCAAAACGGAAACGUACAGGCGAAGUCGAUCCCAAAACAACUCAUAAAAGGACCCGUUCCAGUUCCGACUUACCUGAAACUCCCAGGACUGUUCGGAUGUACACGAAUAAUACUAUUUCGAACGCAAAUACAGACAGAAUCUCUCUAUUGCAUAAAACACCUCCGAGGGAAAAGAUCGACCGUUAUCAAGCGACAGGGGCUCAAUUCGAAGAAUGGAUGGCCAACACCAACACAGCUGGUCCUGCAUGUCCAGUAAUCCAGUCCACGUUAACCCUUAACACUCUAAUCGAAGGCAAUCCCCCGCAGAAGCCUGAAUUUAAUGUAUGGCGAACCAAUUUCGUUUAUCCGCCGGUUGAAAUCAGGGGGAGUCUACAAUCGACAGGCCUCCCAGAUAACGAUGUUUACCGGUUUUCAAAAAUACAAGGCAGUGGGAAGUCGAUUGAUGUACCCGCUUACGAACAUUGCAUUGUAACGGGUGCUAUCAUUGUUCAAGAUAUUAGAAGAAGGAAGCAGGGACCCCAAUGGACUGACAUUGCUCUAGCUUUAUACAAACAUGAUCAAGAAAUCGACACUCUUCGAUAUGUUUUCUACACGAAUGUUGAUAAUAAGGAAACACAACCCUUAGUGGGGAAGGUACUGUACCGAAAUAACAAUCUUCCCGGUCCUGAGCAUAGAGACGGAUCAAACCUGCAUGCUUGGAACAUCCAUACUCCGGAGUUCCAGCAAAUCUUAGGAUCAAAGCUGGGCAGGGCGACAUCUCGUCUUGUUCUAGCCGCUUGGCCCAGAGGUACCCAUCGGAUCACUACAAUCAAUACUUGGUUUUGGUCAACUAGCAUACAAAUACGUUUUGAUAUUCAGCCGAUUGGCCAAGUCGGCCCUGCAUCCCCUCCUGCCCAUAGUCCUACUACUCCUACUCCUUCGUCCCGUCGUCGCCAUAGUUAG
Molecule: messenger RNA, 1170 nt
Organism: Penicillium verrucosum
Lineage: Eukaryota; Fungi; Ascomycota; Eurotiomycetes; Eurotiales; Aspergillaceae
Gene: cgnA
Product: collagen triple helix repeat protein
Exons: 1
Coding region: 1-1170 (389 amino acids)
Source: RefSeq, a predicted model, not a curated record